Messenger RNA from Pelagomonas calceolata, 3789 nucleotides. The record is from the annotation of a GenBank genome assembly. NCBI's taxonomy places the organism in Eukaryota, Pelagophyceae, Pelagomonadales, Pelagomonadaceae.
AUGCGCGCCACGGCACUGCUGGCCUGCGCGGCCUGGGCGCUGGCGCCGCAGCGACCACAGCGCGCCCAGCGCACGACGACCACGGCCGUCCCCAGAUUGAACAACCCGAACCUCGGCAAGAACGGCGAAGUCCGCAUCGAGGCGACGCCGUCCGCACGAACGGGACUGCCCAUCGGCAGCGGCGAACUUGGGAGCAUGGCCUUCGAGGGUGAUUAUGUGGUCCACUACGAACGCGGCGUCGCGAGAUAUGCAGGACGGGUCCAGGGCGAGCACGACUCUUCAUCAAGUGAACCUCCUAUCUUAUUGCGGUUCGCUGAUAAAACUGUAGCUCUAGAGCACGCCGAGGCCGCCCGUCUCACCAGAUUGCGAGGGUCCGACGAGGUCGUGGACCUGGGCGGACCUGUCAAGUCCGAAGUGGCAACACCGACUCUGUCAAAAGCUCGCGUGCCUCCCUCCCAGAAGCCGCCCACCUUGUCCAAGUGGGCUCGACCGGACGUGUGGCACCGGAAACGCGACCGGGCCGAGGCGGCUUCGCGAGACCACGCGCGGGAAUUACUGACGAUGGCGGCAGCUCGCUCGGCGAGGGAGCGCCAGCCGCUCGACGCGUUGACCGCUGCUGACGAAGCUUUGUUAGAUGCAGGCCUAGGCUUCGACAUGACCGCGGGGCAGCGGCGCUGCUGGCUCGACGUCGAGGAGGAUUUAUGUAGAAGACUCGCGCCGAUGGACCGAUUGGUGUUCGGGGACGUGGGUUUUGGGAAGACGGAGAUGGCCAUUCGGGCCGCGCUGCUGGCGGUGCGCGGCGGGCGGCAGGUCGCGGUCGGGCGCGGCGUCCCUUUUGAACUUCGCGUCGCGGCGACGUCUCCUCGGCGGCGUGGGGGCUCCUGUGCUUGGCCGUCCGCUCUCGACGCCAUCGACGCGGCAUCGGCUCGAUGGCGUCGAGCUGGACGGACCGUCGCGACGCCUUCGGAGAGAGACGUACACACGGUGGCGCGCGGAGAAACAACAACCAACGCGCAGUAAUGACAAUACAAAACCGCAGGUCCUCGCGCCCACGACGGUAUUAGCAAGGCAACAUUUAAAUGUUUUCAGAAGAAGACUGGGCCCGCUCAACGUCUCCGUCGAACUGUUGGUCGCGCCGCGACCCGGAGAGACGGUCGAGGAGGGCCAGCCUAAUCCAAGACAAGAAGCUAGACGUGUGCGAGCGGCGGUCGCUUCCGGUGCUUGUGAGGUGUGUGUCGGCACGCACGCUCUCCUGUCGCCGCGGCAGCCGUGGCGCAAUCUGGGUCUGGCGGUCGUCGACGAGGAACAGAGGUUUGGCGUGCGGCAGAAGGAGCGCUUCAAGGCCGCUUGUGUGGAUGUUGAUGUUCUGACACUGUCCGCGACGCCGAUCCCGAGGACAUUAGGUGCGGCGUUGGCGGGCCUGCGGGACACGUCUGAAUUGCCCGAAGCGCCGCCGGGUCGAGGCACGACCGCGUCCAUCGUAAGAAGGGACGCGCCGGGCUUGCCCGAAGAUGAAGCAUUUAUCACUGCUCUAUUGAGGAAAGAGCUGAGCCGAGGCGGCCAGUGCUUUUACGUCGUGCCGCGCAUCGCGGAUAUUGAGGACGCGACGGAGAGGAUAGAAGACGCUUUACGGUCGUUGGACCACCCCGCCGUUGAUGACAAUACUACUGUAGCGGUAUCAGUAGCGCACGGCCGCGUGCCGGACGCGGGAAAAGUGGUGCAGGCCUUCUCGCAAGGUAGCAAUGAGACGAGACCCGUGUUGCUGGCGACGUCACUCGUAGAAAACGGCCUGGACCUACCGAGAUGUAACACGAUUGUCGUCCAGGAUGCGCAUAUGUUCGGGCUCGCGUCGCUGCAUCAGUUAAGGGGUCGGGUCGGUCGCGGGUCGGUGCCGGCCGUGGCGGUGUUCCUGCAUCCUGCUGAUUCCGAGAGAACGUUGGCAGCUGGCGCUCGCCUAAGAGCCGUGGCCGACGCCGACGCGUCGACGGGGCCCGAAUUAGCGAGGCGGGACCUCGAAAUUCGAGGUGCCGGAGCGUUGCUAGGGACGAAGCAGUCCGGCCGAGCUUCUCGCGCCGUCGGCGACGAGAUGUACGCUUCUUUAUUAGUGGCGGAGCUAGGAAGAUUGAGAGCACUGGACGUGAAGAAGUCGCAGCAGUGCGAGUGCUUUCUACCUUUAUCAAGGCGGCUGCCCACGGAUGAAGCGCUCAAGGCGACGCGGACCGCCUCAACGCCGGCGGAGACGAAGAAAUGUGUCAGGCAGGCCAUCGAUUGUGGCGUCGACGCGGGCGCGGCCAAGGCGUGCGCGAAGGUGCGGUUGUUGGAGUUACACGCCGCGCGACUGGGUAUCGUGGACAUCGCGUUAGAAACAAAAGAACUCAAUGACCUGACGACGCCCCACGGUUUGUUAAGUGCCCCAGAGCUCGACCCCAAGACCUGGAAGCUGCUCCGGAGCGAAGUGCCGGAGGGGCCGCGCGAAUCGUUCCGCUUCGACGAGUUCGCCGGAAGGAUUGAAUGUGUCCGGUUGGGGGCCCUAUCUCCGGCGAAGCAGGUCGACUUUUUACUCGAGGCUGUUUUACAUAUGGUCGGCUUCCUAGAUCGGGUCAACCAGGUCGCGCCCGCGCUCAAGCCCGUGGCGGUCUUGAACGAGACCGCGGCGAACGCGACGGCGGCCGAGGAGGAGGUUUUCGCCCGAUAGUGUGUUGCUCGCAUAAUUUCGUGUAUGUUAUGUUCGGGCGGAGAGCUUUGUUUUGCUAGGGACACCUAGUGUCUUACCGUCCGCUAGCCUGUGUGAGAGCGCCGCGUUUUGCGGGACAUAUUCGGCUUACACACAUUGGCUGGAGGCUACAGCUGACAGAAGUGCAUGUCCCAGCUCGUAGAUGCGACUGCUGCGCUGUCGGUGGAUGACGAGCGCCCGCAGGAGUAAUUCCCAGCGCCCUCCAGUCUCCGUGUUCUGUCGCAUAACUCGCACAGAUCGCCGCCAGGAAUAGCCGCCGGACGCGUGACCCGUCGCAGGUUCGACGCCGAGCCCGGCGUACACAUCAAGCUCGACAAGCGCGGCGAUGGCGUCGCGCCCGUCGAGGGCGACACGGUCCAGGUUAACUACAGCGGCCGUGUGAAGGGCAAGAAGACUGAAUUCGAUAAGAAUGACGGCGGCUACCCCUUCGAGUUCACGCUCGGCGAGCGGAAGGUCGUGGCCGGCUGGGAGUCGGCGCUGCCGAAGCUCCGCGUCGGAGAUCAGGUGACGCUUACCUUAGCGCCCGAAUUUGGUUAUGGAGAGGCGGGCGACUCCGACGAUAUACCGCCCAAUGCCACACUCUGUGCAUAAAUCAUGGCCUCCACGCCAUCGAUGCGACGAGCUCGAGCGUGCACCCGACUCACUUUUUGGUUUGCGUACAGGCCACACUCAUCUUCAAGGUCGAAUUGGUCGGCAUAAAGGACCGCACGAAGGGCUCGGGCGAGUCCGAUAGAGAGCGCCUCGCGCAAUUGCGCGCCGAGCGGGAACAAGCCGCCGCUGAAGCGAAGGCCAAAAAGGAGGCGUUGAAGGCCGCCAGUGCUGACAAGCAGAACGCGCUCAAGGAGUGCGCGCCCAGCGUCUCGGACACGCGCGGCGAUGGCGUGCUCUGGAGUAGUUCCGUGACGGCGUCGCCCCGCGCAGGAAAUUGGCCAACAAAGGCAAAAAGGGCAAGGGCGGCGGGAAGAAGGCCUGGGCGCCCAAGGCUCCCAAGGAGAAGAAGUCUCCGAAAGCGAAGGGCAAGAAAACGCCCGCUUGAGUAACGACACAGUGGAUAA